AUGGCUCCGAUCAUUCACUGUGUUCGCCACGCGCAAGGCGUCCACAACCUAAACACUGCCAACCACGUCAUCCCCGAUCCUCUCCUCACUGAUCUCGGCCACGAGCAAUGCGUCAAGCUGCGCGAGAGCUUCCCGAGGCACGCGCAGGUGGAUUUGGUCACCGCGUCGCCUCUCCGCCGCACGAUUUAUACAGCAUUUGAGAGCUUUGGCCCUGUCUUCGAGGCCCACCCAGAGAUGAAAUUGAUUGCGCUGCCGGACAUGCAAGAGACCUCUGAUGUGCCCUGCGAUACAGGCAGUGAGCCCCAGGCCUUACGGGAGGAGUUUGCGGGGAAGCCCAUUGAUCUGGAUAUGGUCCAUGAAGGGUGGAACAACAAGGCGGGCCGCUAUGCGCCAACGAACCAUGCCCUGAAGGAACGCUCUCGUGCCGCACGCCGCUGGCUGAAGGCUCGCCCCGAGAAGGAAAUUGUUGUUGUAACACACGGUGGCUUAUUGCACUAUUUCACAGAAGAUUGGGAGGAUGGUAGCCGGUUCCAGGGUACCGGUUGGAGCAACACUGAAUACCGAACCUACAAAUUCUCUGAUGAGGUGCAUACGGAUGAUUUGGAAGGCUAUGAGCUGGAGGGCGAUAAUGCCUCCCUUGUCGAGACCCCCGAGUCCCGGCAGCGUCGUGGCAAGGAUGGCCCGAUGCCGAAUCGCGAGCAGCAGAAGAUCCUGUACAGGCUUGGCACUCAGGGUUGGGAUGAGCAGGGUCUGCAGCUUAGCACGGAGGAACGGGAAGCCGCCAAGGUUCCCGCGGGCCAGGAGAUCGAUGGCGUGCGGGUAUAG
Molecule: messenger RNA, 825 nt
Organism: Penicillium macrosclerotiorum
Lineage: Eukaryota; Fungi; Ascomycota; Eurotiomycetes; Eurotiales; Aspergillaceae
Exons: 4
Coding region: 1-825 (274 amino acids)
Cellular component (GO): cytoplasm
Molecular function (GO): phosphatase activity
Source: RefSeq, a predicted model, not a curated record